UUCUUCUCUAUCAUAUCACAUUCUCUUUCAAUGGCAACACCUUCCGUCGUUCCUCUCACAUUCACUGUUCGACGAUGUGAACCCGAACUUGUAGCUCCGGCAAAGCCUACACCGCGUGAACAAAAACCGUUAUCAGAUAUCGAUGAUCAAGCGAGUUUACGAUUUCAAAUUCCGUUUAUCCAUAUUUAUCGACACCAUCCUUCCAUGGAAGGGAAGGAUCCUGCUGAUGUUAUUAAGGCCGCACUAGCUCAAACCCUAGUGUUAUAUUAUCCAUUUGCAGGUAGACUAAGGGAAGGGGCUAAUGGUAAGCUUAUUGUGGACUGCAACGGUGAAGGAGUGAUGUUUAUAAAGGCCGAGGCUGAUGUUACUCUUCAACAGUUUGGUGAUGAACUUCGGCCUCCAUUUCCUUGCUUUGAUCAACUCCUUUUUGAUGUUCCUGGCUCUGAAGGGAUGAUAAACUGCCCAUUGUUGUUGAUUCAGGUAACACGACUAAGAUGCGGUGGGUUUAUUUACGCCACUCGUCUCAAUCACGUGAUGACGGAUGGCCCUGGUAUAAAACAGUUCAUGUCUGCCGUGGCAGCGAUGGCACGAGGCCAACCCUCUCACUUGAUCCCACCGGUUUGGGAAAGACAUCUCUUAGAUGCCCCACAUCCACCACAAGUUACACUCAAGCACCACGAGUACGACGAAGUGGAACUUUCCACCGCCACUCCCUGGCCCUCGGACAACCUGGUUGAUCGUUCCUUCUUCUUUGGCCAUACUGAAGUUUCACUCCUCCGUAGCCUCCUCCCUCCCCACGUUCGCCGUUGCACCAAGUUCGAACUUUUAACAGCCUUCUUAUGGCGCUGUCGAACCCUUGCCAUAAAUAUCGACCCCGACGAAGAGGUACGGAUGAUGUCCAUUAUUAACGCGCGUUUCAAAUUCAACCCACCAAUAUUGCCACCGGGAUAUUACGGGAACGGUUUUCUGUUUCCGGCGGCAAUAACAACAGUUAAAAAACUCCGGGAGAAUCCGUUAGGGUAUGCGGUGGGAUUAGUACAACAAGCGAAAGCAAGCUUGACAGAGGAAUAUAUGAAAUCCGUGGCGGCUUUAAUGGUGAAUGGUGGUAAGCAACUCGUUUUCCCAAAUGUUAUGGGAUCAUUCAUCAUAUCGGAUCUAACCAGGGCCUCACUAGACGAGUUGGAUUUUGGAUGGGGUAAGGCGGCGUUUGCUGGGAAUGCUAAAGCGGUAGGGGUGAUAAGCUUUUUGACACCAACCAAGAGCAAGAAAGGUGAAGCCAGAACUUUGGUAUCGAUUUGUUUGCCCGGUCAAGCCAUGGAAAGGUUUGCAGAGGAAGUGGAUAACAUGUUGAAACAGCAGCCAAUCGAUGAUACGAAGAGUAAACCAAAGCUAAUUUCUUCCGCUUUGUAAAAGAAAUGAUAAUUUGAGGGAUAAGAACAGCAGGGUUGGUGCGGAUAAAGUCUCUAUGGUCAAAGCAUGGUGAUUGAUGCCGCGUCUUUGCUUUUGAUAUCUGCUUUUAUUUAAAAUAUUAAUG
Hibiscus syriacus is the source of this 1534-nucleotide messenger RNA. RefSeq names its product benzyl alcohol O-benzoyltransferase-like. The record is from RefSeq and is a predicted model, not a curated record. The transcript is spliced from 2 exons. Lineage: Eukaryota; Viridiplantae; Streptophyta; Magnoliopsida; Malvales; Malvaceae. Bases 31 to 1410 code for a protein of 459 amino acids.